AUGGCCGUGGUCGCCGUGGCCAAAACAGCUACCCCACAGUACUUUCGCGAGGGUGAGCACGAGCAUUUCGCAUGGGACUGCAGCUCCGAUGUACACGAAGACUGCAUCCGCGCCAUGCAAACAUUGGUCAAAGUGCCUGCGGUCGCUGUGAUGCUACCCAUGCCCCUCAACGAUGAUGCGCAAGAAGCAUUACGCGACAUCAAGCAAGCAGGCAUUGAGAUCGUAAUCUCGGCCGAGACGAGCUUUUGGGAGAGCCCCAGAAUGCUGUACAUCCUCAAAAUAGAGCCGGUCGAGACCAAAAGUCCAGUCGGACAACUACAGAAGUUUCUGGAGGUAGUGGCUGAAGCCACACUGCCUGUGAAACCUCCUGAUGGACCAUGGCUUUGGUCCCUGCAUGAGCCUGAUGUCGCUGCGGCCCUUCUGGUUUGCGAGGUAAUGGGCGAUUCGGAGAAUUGCUUCUGGCAUCUACUUCGCAAUUUGCGCAUCCUCACGCCCGUCUGUGCGCUGGAGCAGCAGCGGCAUGUCAAGGAGCAGUAUGCUCCAUCGACUACCUAUGUUCUGGCAUGGAUGAAUCAGUACACGCAAGGCAUUUGGCCACUGCUUGUUUUGACCGUACCUUUCGCUAUUUUCGUCGAAGAAGAUCGACUAAACGAAGCCAGCUGGGAGUUCUACGCGCUCCAGGCAGUGGUCAUCCUCUGGGCGAUUUUCAUGAUUGGCCGAUCCCGACAUCGUUCCUCCUUCGUUCAGUCCUACGAGGCCGGAGAAAGCAAAACCUGGGCCGCAGAUUUCAACAAGGUGAAAAUCACGAAGCGGCAGAUCCUGCGGAGAAUUAUGUCUCAGACCGGUGCCGGCAGUGAAUUCGCUGCCAUGGUAAAUCUGAGCCUCGGCAGGGUUCAACGUCACCCGGUGACCCAAAACCCGGACCACAAGAAGAUGGUUCACCACAGGCUGUGGGUGGCAUGGUGCUUGCUCCUUUCAGUCCUGGGAUGCGGCAUCUGCCUUGUGCUCGCCGGGCUCUUCCUUCUGUUUACCAUGGAAUUGAAAUUCAUAUUGAUCUAUGAGUGGGGCGACUGCUACCACCUGGAAUGCCACGAUCCGGCAAUAAAGCAUGGAUUUUCCGGCGUACUGUCCAUGAUCGGGUGUGACAUAUUGCUGGCAUUGACUCUCAACGUGGCUACCGGCGAGCUUUGCAAAGCAUUUGCAUACCGCAUUGCCAAGACGUGGAACUUUCGCAGCAUGAUCUUGCGACAGUUUGUGGAGCACUUCACCGCCAUCACCAUCGACAUUGUGGCCACGAUUGGAAUGUUUUCUUAUCUUGCCUUCGCCUUCCUACCCGAGUGGGAGACGACAACGCCAACGGACUGGUGGGAUUCCUCCGGUUGCGACCUCUUUUGGGACUUCCAGGCCUGCCGAGCCUUGCGCGGCUGCGAUGCGGACGACCAAUCUUGUUGCUCAGGAACGCUUUUCUGUGCAAGGAGACGCGAGGUAUUUGAGGCGUGGCUUGGUGGUCUCUUCGUGGUCGCCCCUUUCGUGGAGAUUCUCAUGUUGUUCAUAGUUCCGCUGUUGGCCUACUUGAUUCAUGUGCACUGCGAGCUGGAUCGACUGGGGAGGCUCGUCGCCUUCAUUUUCUUAUUGGAUGGAGCAGUGCUUGGCCUCCCGUAUAUCUGGAGGGGAUUCCCUUUCAAAGCUCCGAAAAUCAUCCAGGAAAACGUGGAGGAACUGGAAGUGGGCGAGGAUGGCGGCGAUGCGAAAGAGGCAAAAGAGAUGCUCUACUUGACGGAUAAGGACCAUCCCCAGGGUGCCACGACGAUUGGUGGACUCUUUGGCCCCUUGGACCAGCGGCUUCUGCGCCCUAUGGAUCCUCUGGACGAGCUGAAACUUUUGAAGCUCAAUUUCUUGGUUAUGGUCUUGUUUGCUCCCAUCAAUCCCAUUGGAGUGAUCUUCCAGAUGCUGGCUCGCCAGCUGGACCUGCAUAGUCGGCUGCCAAAGCUGCUGAUGGUAAGACGUCGCGGCUUUCCCACCGACAACCGGCUGGCCCAUGCCAGCCAGAAUUUGUUUGGCCUCAUGAUCCUACCCGUUGCAGCACUGUGGCAUACAGGACUGAGCUUGGUUUCUGCAAACCCCGACCUACACACACAACCGCAUGGCAUUGUUGUCAUUGUUUGGUUUGCAAUUGGCUUGGGAAUCUCAGCCGCGGCGCUGCUUGGCCAGUGGCUGGUCACACGGCUCUUUUCCUGGCUCCGCUGGGGCAAGGAGCUGGAGAUCGAAGCGGGCGACGACGAGGCGGAGCGGGAGGAGGCCGAGGAGGCCAAGGCUGCCGACGCCGCCAGAGCUGCCGCCGCCUCGGCGGAGUCGGAAGCCGCGGCCCCGUCCUUGACCCUCUGA
Molecule: messenger RNA, 2385 nt
Organism: Symbiodinium sp. CCMP2592
Lineage: Eukaryota; Dinophyceae; Suessiales; Symbiodiniaceae
Source: the annotation of a GenBank genome assembly